Molecule: messenger RNA, 3761 nt
Organism: Archocentrus centrarchus (flier cichlid)
Lineage: Eukaryota; Metazoa; Chordata; Actinopteri; Cichliformes; Cichlidae
Gene: fam53c
Product: family with sequence similarity 53 member C
Exons: 6
Coding region: 899-2212 (437 amino acids)
Biological process (GO): protein import into nucleus
Cellular component (GO): nucleus
Source: RefSeq, a predicted model, not a curated record
GCCCCGCGCAGCAGCGUUCACGGCGAUUCUUACCGGAUCCGUUUGAUUUCUGGCAGGUUCGGCAGUGCUGAGCGGCUGUCGGCGGCACUGCGGACCGGAUCAAACGGAUCAAACGUAAAUAAACGGCAGGUGCCGGUGAUGCGCUGAAGCCCCGCCCCUCCCGCCGCUGGCACCGUAAAUGUUAUUUAUGAAUGCCCGCCGUUCACGGGCGUGUGCGCGUGCAGCCUCCGUUAUUAUGAUGUUUUAAGAACCGGGAGACGGAGACGCCGAUCACGGCCGAUGUGCGGGUCUGUCCCGGAGCCUGCGGUGCCCGCUCCGUGCGGUUAGAGCCUCGCUUUGGUCGGGUCGGUGCUGACAGCGGCGGGCGGAGUAAUAAUACUGGGUCAGUACACCGAGCACCGAGCUGUCUGCCGGCCCGCUGCACCCACGGAGCCGCCUCACCCCAUCACCCGACAAGGUGUGUUGCCGGGGCAACAGCUGACAAAUGAUGCCCUUGUGAGAGUGGGCGGGGCUACGUGGCCCUGAGGCGGUAAGGAGGAGUCUCACCCCCAAGCUCCCCCCCCCUCGUCCUGCAACGGACCAAACGGACGGACACACAGACGGCCAGAACUCUCCCCUCCCUCCUCUUCCUCCCCCCCUCUCCCCCCCGUUCUCUCCCCCUCCUGGCCCCUCCUCCUCCCUGCCGCCCUCCCCCGUCUCCCCGCUCGUCCCCUGCCACCAUGCUGUGGUCACGCUGCUGGUGGAGAGCCUGAGGAAGCAGACUCUGGAAGGUGACCCUGCUCAGCCAGGGGACUUCUACCUGCUCACUGGCCUCCAACAGGAGGUGAAGCUCUCUGCAGUUCUCCAGUCCCUGCUGGACCCGAAAACCCUCGCAGAGUGCUGGCCCCCAGAUGGCUUGAUGCCUGAGAGCAGCUACUGGCAGCUCUGCCCUCCCUCCAAGUCCGGCCUGCAGGGGGGGUUGCUGAGCUCUAGUUUCCCACCUGGCCCCUCGGCGCUGGUGCCACCUGAUGCUCACUUGCAGGAUGGGGGCGACCCCCUGGACGGGGCCACCUCUCAGCCACCGCAACAGCACCGCCCCCUGGCGCCCAGCACUUCAGCAUCCGAACUGUCCUUACCUGGAGCGCCGGUCCCCCCUCCUGGCCCCGGGCCCCCUCCCCCUCCUCCUCCACCCCCUAAACGACACUGCCGCUCGCUGUCGGUGCCCGAGGACCUGUCGCGUUGCCGCUACACGUGGCGGCCCAGCGCCUCACGGGUCUGGACUCCUGUCAGCCGCCAACAGUGCCACGGGGGAGCAGGGGGAGGGGUGUCGGGUGGUGGGGUGGUGGGAGGGGGUGUAGGGGUGGGAGCAGCAGGGGGCGGAGCCUGUCCUCUCCGCGCUCCCAGCUCCUCCCUGAACUCGUCGCUUCACUCCUCGUCCAGCCCCACCUUCUUCAGCCUGGCGCUGUCACCGGACUCGCCACUACCUUGGAGCUUCCCCUGGGACCCCAGCGAGGCGGCGGCGGGGGGAGGAGCCUGCUGCUGCUUCUUCCCCUCCCCCUCUUCUUGCUCCUCCUCUCCCUCUCCGCUCCACCCGCCCCCACCUCCUCAGCGGCGUUUCUCCCUUUCGCCAGUGCUCAUCAGAGACUCUGCUGCCUCCACUUUCCUGCCCCCGCCCCCAGUGCCCAGCCAAGCAGCAGCAGCGCCUCCACCCAGCUGUGUCACAGCAGCGGCAGGCGUGACCGCGGGGGGCCCGGUUCCUGCCUCACCCUCCUCAGCCUGCAGCACGCCGUCGUCCCUGCGCCGCAGCCUCCCGCCGCAGCUGCCGCGCUGCCACUCGCAGCCCUGUGACCUGCUGCUCCUCAAACCGGGUCUGAAGAGACGCCGCGACCCCGACAGACCCUGCGCCCGGCCCGUCCUUGACUUCACCAAGAUGACACAGACGCGCAGCAUCGACCCGCAGUGUCUGGAGCGCGGCGGCAGGCUGGCCUGCGGCGGUGACCUCUGCAUGGGAAUGGAGCCGUUCAUGGGCGACUUUCGGGGCUCCUGCUCGCCAGCUGAGUGCUUGGGCAGGACCAGCAUUGGGCCGCUGAGUGAGAGCGACGAGGAGUGCCGCGAGGACGACGAUGACGACGACGAUGGGGAGGAGGAAGCAGACGAGCGUGAGGCGGCGCAGCAGGCGGUGUUCGAGCGGGACUGUACAGAGCUGGACUUGAACUUAAUAGAAGAAAACUGACGUAUUUGUAAAUGAAGGCUGUUCUCUGUUUUUUAGUUUUAUUUUGAAAUUAUCUAACCUCCCUCCCCCGAAUCCCCACUUCCUGGACCGCCACCGUCUCAACACUUGGCGCCUCCUUGCCACCAAUCAGCAAGGCUCUCAGGAACAACACCUUCUCUCAUUGGAUGAGCUGAUCGACACGACAGUGAUGAUGUGGCUGCCGCCGUUAAACACUCACCUGGACUUUGAGGCGAGGCGUACCUGGUGCCGCCAUUUGACGCCUUCAGACAUCUGAGGCCCAGAGUCUCCUCGCCUCAGACCCUCCAGGUGUCUUCCAGCACUCGAAUGCUGAGUCUGUGACGAGGCGUUUGCCCUCCGCGCCGCAGCAGCGUCCUGAAAUGGCAUCACCACACCGGCCUGACCCCAAACCAGAGAGGAACACAAAGUUCACUUCCUGAAAUGUUUCCAGAAUAUGAAACCUGUCAGGUUACGUCCAAAAAAUGAAAAUACACGUGAAGCACUGCAGCAAAAGAUGUCUAAUCUGCACUCGCGGUCAAAGAACUUCUUACUUUAAACAGGAAACAGUUUAAAUAAUGUUUCCUGAUCUCAGGCUAACAGCUGGAAACAGUUUUUGAUCUCAGAAUAAAAAAUGCUCAAAAAAAAUUACAGAGAUGCAGAGGAAACAUGGAUGGAUCAUUAUCAAUAAAUGAACGAAGACAAACAGAACAUACAAUAAAAAUAGAAUAAAUUAUAAUGAUCAGAUAAGUUUAAUUAUUAAUAAAUCUACCAGGAACGCUCUCACAGAGCAGCAGCUCUGCUCACAGGGAGGACUUCAUCCUCCAGUCACACACCUGCCAAUCACCUGCUGGGCUAACAGACAGUAAUCCAACAUUAGCAUUUUAAAUUGACUUUCAGUUGUUAAAUAAAACCUUUCAACUGUGGAGCAGCAUGAACUCGUGGUCUCAUGAAGUCCAGUGAUUGCCCAGAAUAAAUGCUCCCCAGCCUGGGUUAAACCUGUUCUGCUUCAAAUGAGAGGCUGAGUGUUAAAAAGUGUGAAAGCUGCCCGAGCAGCAGGAAGGUCUUCACACCUGAGCGCAGGUGUGUUUCACAGAGAAGCUACUGAAACGCUGCAGUCCUUCCUUUAAUGUGAGGCGCCGCCGUUUAAACUCUAAAAGUCUGAAAUUGAACCUAAAGUUCAAGAAUCUGAGGUCCACACACACCUGUACCCUGUGAAAGUCAUGUGACCUUGGUGUGGUGAUGCGUUCAGGCUGCUCUGCGGCAGCAACCUGGCGGGCCGUGCUGAAGGCCGGCAGCUACUGAUGCUGUCGUUCACCUGAGUGUUCGCACAUUCCUGCUGCACACACCUGUCCCUGAAAACACUGACCCCCGCGUGUGUGUAUAUGUGUGUGUUUGUGUUCUGGCACUGAUGUCACGACCCUGGUGGUCAUGUGACUUGUAUCCAGAUUGAAUCCAGACAGUUUCAACCCCUAAAACUUCUCCUGUAAAUGUGACAGAAGCAGGAUGGAGCUGAGCUGAAGAACAAACUAAUAAAUGAUCAGAGAAAUAUGAA